Messenger RNA from Jatropha curcas, 534 nucleotides. The record is from RefSeq and is a predicted model, not a curated record. NCBI's taxonomy places the organism in Eukaryota, Viridiplantae, Streptophyta, Magnoliopsida, Malpighiales, Euphorbiaceae.
AUGAGAACUUCUGGUAUUAACUCUCUUGAUUCCGCAUUUCUUCUGGAUGGAGAGCUACCCGUUGAGUCUGACAAUUAUGACUCGACUACUUGGUUAGACUUUCUUGAUAUUCCUGUAGAGAGUUCAGUUGGAAGCUUUCCGAGUUUGCAACAAGCCAAUGAGAAUUCAAGAAUGAUAGAGAAGAUGGGAAUAGAGAUUCCUCAUGACAAAGAUACUGGGAAUCCUGCACCUGCUGAAAUAUUUGAAGUGCCUCGAAUGUCACUGAUCCCUGUCAUUGACUUGGAUUGCAAAAAAACCCAUCGUUCUUCGUUUGGACGGAAGGACAAUAGUGCCGCUUAUUUUGACUAUGGAGUUCCUCAGGCUGAAACUUCAUACAGACAAAGAAUGAGAUGGACACCUGAACUCCAUGACCUCUUUUUGGAAGCAGUUAAAACUCUCGGUGGCCUUGAAAAUGCAACUCCAAAGAAGAUACUGGGAAUUAUGAAUGUUGUGGGCUUAAACAUAGACCAAGUGAAAAGCCACUUGCAGGUAUAG